CGAUAUGAAAUUGAAUAAGGUGGACGUGCCAUCCUUUUGGCCUUCUAAAAGACUGUAAGAGGAACGUUUAUUUUCCAGAAGGUCCCUUCUGACAAUGAAGAUACCAAUAGAGCAAUGAUGAUGUACGCCUGAACUCCAGGGCAACACCGGGAGCAAAACUUCAUUUCACGGUAAUUGAAGAGAAAGCUACACCGCCUUCCUGAUAAACGACACUCGUCUGAAGUGCUAACGCAUCGUUUAUUGUUGAAGGCGCUGUCGUUCCCACAGGAACUGCCGUUCAAAACUCUGGAAAGGCCCCCCCUCCCCAAUCUGUGAGAAAGGGAAACUACACCUCCCUCCAGAUCUCUCCUUUUUCAGUUCAUCAGUGACAUUUGGUGCUACUGGACUCAUGUUAUAGAAGCAAUGCCUCUUGCUCUUGCAUUAAUUUUCAUAACCGACACAGAGAAAAAAACAGAAAGAUGCCCAGAGUGAAGAGGAAAAACUGAGAGAUUGAGAGACUGAGCUCUGUGUACGUUAUUUCAUCUUGGUCCAUGAUUUCAUUGACCUGUCCAGAUGGAUUCUUUCAACUUUUACUUUGAGAGAAUGAGCAGUCUUGAUCUACAUCAUCUCAGUCUUCCUGUUAGUCGACUUUCACCGGCAAAAUCCACAAGCAGCAUAGACCAGUACUCUCACCACCACGGAAAGGGAGACUCUGCAUACAGCUCUUUCUCUGGAGGCUCCACUGCCCCUGACUACCCUUCUCCAUUCCCCUCUGAUGAGCUUCAACCACACAGCUUUCACUAUGCAGACCUGAAGUACGUGAAGGCUGUAUACAAUCCAAACGUCAUUGACUCAGACUCAAGCAUUGACAAGCUGUAUCGUUCCAUGGAGGCCAUUUCACAGCACUACCGUCAGGAUAACAGCAAUGACUGUCUUAGUAGGCAGGAUCCUCCUCCGUCCACUCCUGCACACCCAACACCACCACCUCCCCCUGCCCGUCUUGACAGUUUCAUUACCAUCAGGAACCUCGAGAACUCACGGGUACGGCAGAGUCCCGAGGGACAGGUUGCAGAUUUGCCCUACCUGAGGUCGCAGGUGGCUGAUUCCAGUGCCUCCAGUUCUAGGCCCGAUUCCGGCCGUGGUCAUCGGAUCUUUCAGCAGUUUCAGAGGGACCAACUGAACCGGAACGUUGCGGAUAAGACGCCUGAGCCGCAGAAGUCAGCAAGUGUCCUAAGCCGAUUUCCUCCCCGUGCAAGUCAGCCCGGGCACCCACGGCUGCAGCAGCAGCAGGUCAUAGCUGGCCAGUCUGAGAAUCUGCGGAAAAGGGCUCAUACAAUUCAUGGGCACCCUGAGCAACAAUGUGCCAUCAACUCCUGGCAUCCAGCUAGUAACACGAUCAAUGGAAAUAUCCAGCACAAAGGACCGUUCUAUUUUGUUACUGGCACAUACAAGUCACCCGAGUGUAACGCCAAACAAACUGAACGUCCUUCAGAAGACUUUACAGUUGAGCACCGCAGUCCAGCUGAAAGAGAACAAUGCCGCAGCGUGAUGGAUAACAUGGUUGUGGGUGGCCAGCACAAAAGGCAGAACAGUCGUGAUGUCUAUAAUGAGCAGGAUGAAGCCUUGAGUAUGAAAAGCCAAGAUGAAAAUCAUCCUAGAGAUAGUGAAUAUAAUCAUGCUUACAAUUCAGAGAACAUCUAUGGCAUGGAACAGAGCCAGAAGGUCACGAAUCGGGAAAUUGGCAGAUAUCACACCACAAGUCACCCUAUCUUCUACUGUGGCCCAGAGGAGAGUGUUCCUUCUCCACCAUCCAAUAUGCUUGAUCAAGCUAAUAUGUCCACAGUAUCUGUAAAGGACCAGACCGUUCACCAGAAAAAAGAUGAUCAGCUUAGGAGGAAUAAGAAAGAGCCUUUUGGAGAACUGUCCUGUGAGAAGAUCAACAAGGAGACCACUCCACUGUUGUAUCAUCUCACUGGUGCCAACAGAGCUGCACUCAUGAACACGUUCAAGAAUCGUAGCGAGCCUGGUAAGGAGUUCAAGAACACAGAGUGGACCAAAAGCAACCACCAGAAAGGAGGAAAAGAAGACUCCAGUUCCAUAGGUUCUAGCACUGACUCACAGCACAGUGCAAUAUCCAAGGAGGGGAUGCCAGGGAUGCUUUCUGACACCUGCAACACAUUGGACGAUUCCUUCAAAAAAUAUUACAAAGAGAAGUUAAAGGAUGCCCAGUGCAAAGUUUUAAGAGAAACCUCAUUUAAAAGGAAGGACCUGCAGGUCUCCUGUUCUCAAAGGGUCAAGCACUGUCUUCAACAGAGGCCUUCAGUCCUACCCACUGUAUCCCAGGAGACGCAGCUCUCUUUGGAGGACUCCGGCCCUUCCCAGUACAUCUCUCCAGGGAUGGACAAGGAGAAUGUGAUGGAAAUCACAAAAGAUUGUUUCGGCGAGAUUGAGGAAAGGAUUGAAAGAGAAAUCCAAAAUGUGGCCCAACCACAGGUAGCGCGUAUAGGGGGCAGGAAACGACUAACUGCAGAGCAGAAGAAACUGUCCAACUCUGAGCCUGAGAAACUUCAUCACCUGGCUGAUGGGAUCUCUCAUGCGACCUGCCACUCACUUGACAACGAGACGGAAGGUCAAACCACAGAAGAUACACAGGGCCUGGUCGCUGCCAGGAGGAAGGUGUUUGAAAUGCGGGGUCGUGCUUUGUCUGCCUCCAGCAUAUCAAAGACUUCCCUCAAGCAUCUCCAGCACAAGGCCUUGGUAGCUUAUAUGGAACGAAAAACAGGUAACAAAGGUGCAGAGUCCCAGCAACCUAUUCCACAGGUACCCAGCCAGAGGCACUCUACUGCUGGAAGACCGUUAGAUUUCGGAUCAAGGGCUCAGCCUAACAAUAUGGGCUCCAAAAAGAAACAGCAUAGACCGCUCUCGGCGGGUCGCAUUCUGGAUUCAUCGAUGAGCUCCGUCAGGUAUGCUCAGUUCAGCUCUGCUCAACCUAGUGGCCACACCCGUCAGUCCAGCUGGAAGGAGACGCUGCGUCCAUAUUCAGGGAAGUCUGCGUCAGUUGAGAAUCUCCUUGAUCAGCCUGAGGCACCAGGUGGCUAUCGCGCUCGUUCCACUUCAACUCCCCAUACCUUCCAGGUCCAGAAUAGUACAAGCAUUGCUCCAACUUCUCAAAUGUCAAGCCACCAGAGGGUCGAAGCAGAAACAGCCGUGCAUAAGAGUCAUGCUGCAUCAGUCCCUGAUGAGCGACGCGUGAGGAUGGUGAGCCAGAGAGGGAAAUCUAUGGAGGAACUCGGGGUGACGCGAGUCAGUGAGCCACUGGGUCUCAGUAAGAGCUCUGAACAACUGGACCAGCUUCUGUCCCAGCACACGAGACUGGGGAGAGAGAAGAGAGCGGUCUCAGUUUCCCAUGACAACCAGGCUAAAAUCCCGGAGCACACCUUCAGGAAACCUUUCCUCAGUCAAGGCUCCACCCCUCUGAUAAUCAGCUUCGAUGAUUCCGUUACUGGUCCAAGGAACCACUCUCCAUCUCAAGCCACAGGACUGGCACCUUCUACACAGGCCAAGGCCUUGUCCAGUUCUCCAGCCUCCUCCACCUCAGGCUCUGUCCAUGGAGACACUGGUGUGGGUUCUCACAAUGAACAACCCCCUCCACCAGCACAGGAUCAGGAGUAUAAUGACACAGGCGUCAGAUCCAUUUCCAUGCCCAGUCUGCUGAAAGGUCACAGUGAAGGUGAUACAGGAGACAGUAAAAUUAAGACGGUUGCUCCACCGCAGUCCCCGACAAAGGAAUUUUCAUCAAAGGAUGAGAGCGAGACAGAGAAUUCUAACCCUAGUCCUAACCUCAGUGAAGAGGUGUGUCUUAGCCCCGGGGUUACGACCGAUCGUAGUCUUUGGGUCUCGCAUCCUGAAGCGAAUGAGAAGGAGGCUGAGUGUUCACCAGGUCAUGAUAAGAUGGAUGUAAUGGAAGACAAGAUGCCACUGCCUUCCCCUCAGGGCAGUGAGCACCAGAGAGCUCAUUCCCACACUGUGCCUGACUUUGAUGUUAGCCAGGGCUCUGAAGAGGGAAGGGAAGUCGAGACAAAGGAACCGGAGUUGAAUGAAAAUCCAGUAGGGGAAGCCGAGGGGAUGCAGGUGAAUGGUUACAAAGACCAGUCACCAUGGGAGGUUCUGGUAGAGGAAGUGUUAUCAGCGGACCAGUCACUGGCCCGUGCCCUGCGACCUGUAACCAAUCGAAAGACUGCGUUAAUGUUGAUGGAGCAGCUGUUGUCAGAGGACACUCUCCUCAUGGAAGAGCACUAUAAGACAAAGCAAACGCAGAAACUCAGCAGUGAUGAACAGCCCAUAAAUAGUGCUGAGACGGCCGAAGAUGUUGAGAAACCCCCUUGUGCUUUGGAUCCGACAGACGAGGGCGUUAGCACGACCCCCCAGGCACAAGACACCAAGUGCUUUUCAAACAGUGACAUCACGGAGAAGAAGAGGCAGCUGAUAGCGCGCAUCGAAGAACGGCUUCGCUCUCUGGAGGAGAGCCGUUCCUCUCUGCUUGGGGAGGAGGAGGCGAACGGGGCUCGGGGCAACGCCAUGGAGGCGCUCGUGCGAGAGCGCUGCGUCCCGGCAGAACACGAGCGUUACAUGCUUUUCGUCGGCGACUUGGAGCGCGUGGUGAGCCUGCUGCUCUGCCUGUCGGCCCGUCUGGCCCGGGUACAGAACGCCCUGAGCACCGUGGACGAGCACACGGACGCAGAGGAAAAGCAAUCUCUGGACAACCGUCACCGCCUUCUAUGUAAGCAACGGGAAGACGCCAAAGACCUGAAGGACAACUUGGACCGACGAGAGCGCGUGGUGUCCACCUUUCUGUCCAAGCACCUGACGGAAAGUCAGUUUCAGGAGUACCGACGCUUCGUCCAGACCAAGGCCUCUCUGCUCAUCCGUCAGAAGGAUCUGGACGAGAGACGGCAACUGGGAGAGGAACAGCUGGAGGCUUUGCUCAGCAGUCUCUCCUCCUGAACGGAGGCACACGGAGGUCACAGAGUUUCUUCUCCACCCAGUCACACCUGCACCGCUCAUUACUCAUCUGCCCAGUACAAGUUUGCCUUCCUGCUAUAGUUGUGUUUCUGUCGAGGGUUUUCCAGAGUAAACUCCUGUAGUUACAGUUUUUAUGCAGAUUGUGUCGAACUGACUUUGAAAGCACUGUGUGAAGCUUCAAGCUCAAAGCGUGAUUGGGGUUGGAUGCUACGGAUGUGAAACUUUCUUAUCAGCGAAAGGCAAAAUAGGAUUCCCUUUUUAAAAUGACUUAUCUCUCACUCAGUCACUCAGCUCAAGUAAAGCAACUCUAAAUAAAAACCAAAAAAAGGAAGGAUAAAAAAAAGCACUUUGAUACUUGACUGCACAUUUCUGCUGUACAUAUCUUACUUUCUAAAAAAAAGAAAAAAAAAAAGAAUAGAAAACAGUUUUUGUUAAGCUAAAAAGCACCAAGCCUUUAUCUCAUCCCAUGAAAUGUAUUUAUUUGAUUAAUGAUAAGAAGUAAACGUCCUCACAUUGCCAUUAGAUAGCACAAAUAUGUAAAUGUAGCUUUGUGAGUGUGACUGUUGAGUUGAAUUUGUUGAGUUUUGUCAUUUCAACGUUGCAUAUUUCAUUUACCAACAUCGCAAAACCUACAGGACAUGUUCUCAAGGUUAUGUCUUGUACAGAAACUGUACAAUUUUUAUGAAUGGAUAAGAGUAACAGUGAAUUUCACAAUGGAUUCUUCAAGUCCACCUAUGUUUUCAUAAGGUUAGCCAGUGGUAAUGAAUGUUGUGGUUAUUUAACAAAUGGUUAUGAAUAACAGUGGAUUUUAAAACUCGCUCUCCACCUAGUUAUCCGUUUGUUCAGGUAACGCUCCACUCAGAUCCUCAGUGAAAAGACUCAUGUAAUGGUUAAUGCAGCAGUUAAAACAAACGUCCGUCAAAGCUUUUGAAAGACUUUCAGGAGACUCUCUCCAAAACUAUGAGAGUUAUUGGGCAGGGCUGGUCUAACAGAUUUUUGGUUUUAAGUUCAAAGACACUGUAAUGUGAGCGAGGUCCUUUUUUGCGCGCUCUCUCUCUCUCUUUUUUUUAAAUAAUACCUAUAAUAGAGCAUUAUGAUAUGUAAGUGUCACACAUGAGUAGAUUUGUGAAUUGUUAAUGACACAACAAUCUGCCAUUUCUUGUGGUAACAUUUCAGCUGGUUCCCACAGUCACUGUAUAUAACACAUCUAGACAACCAUCUGUCAUCAUUCUUGACAUUUUUUUCCCCACACAAUUAUGGAAAUUAUGAGUUACGUGUCAUUUUCAAUAACUGUUUUACCUCUCUGUAAAAGAAAAAGACACCCACAUAAUGAGGAGGUACAUCUGUUUAUCUGGAUUAAUAAUCUAUGGUUGUGAAUUUUUUAGGGCAGUGUCUUUCCAAAUCCCAUACGGGGGCCUUUUUUUCAAUGUAGCCCCGCUCUAACACCCUUCAAUUAACUUAUUCAUGUUUUCAUUAAUAGACAAAGUGUACAAGACAUGUCGGCAAUGGAUUAGUGUGAUGAUUUUCCCUCCACUGGAGCUCCAGGGUUUGGUUUGAAAAAACAGUGCUCUAAGGAAUUUGUUUGAGAAAGUUCGCACCCUUUUCCUGUUGUAUACAGUGUGUUUGCUUUGUGCACGUUUGAUCCUAGAUUUUCAGUGUUUCCCAUGAGAAAAAAUGAUCUCGGUUCUGGCCAUUGUUCUCAAGAUGAAUUGUGUUAUUUUGCUUCUUAACUGACAGUCAAACAAUUUCAUAAUUGAUAAACAUCUCAGCACUUAAACUAAGUUGUGCAGUUGUACAACAUAACAUACAACAUAUCUUGAAUACGCUGUUCCAUUACUAAGACAAGUUAGAUUAAUUCUCUGGGUUUUUUUUUUUUAAUUCUUUGGAGAUAAGUAUCCAUUGCCAAGUUGGUUGCUUAAACAAAGGAGUGUUUGUUUUGGCUUUUUGUACAGAGGGCAGCCUCAAAGGUUUGUCCGUGUUUAUGCGGCCUCAAGGAAUUCCAAAAGCAUAUGAAAAACCAGCGGUGUUCUCCACAGAAAACACUCUACCACCAACAAAGCUGCACAUUUUUGCCUUCAACAGCCCUGGAAUGUUUCCUGUUAUGUGUAUAUACAUUUACUGUGUAAUGUGUCAUUUCACACUGGUCUCGGUGUCGUCAAAAGGCGGCGUUCUGUUGUGGUUUCGGAUCAGGCUUUGCUAUUCCAGGCCCAGCAGUUCCCCUAUUCGGACGGACCAAGGAAUUAUGUAACGGGACUUGAGCCUGUCUGUGAAAUUCCAUUGUCCUACGAGUUGUUUGAACCACAUGUGUCUUCAACGCUUGGUGUUAAAUGUUUGCUGUUUGUGAUUACGUGCUUUGAGGAUCCACUGCUGUUUCUGUUUUUCUUUGUUUGCUACUGCACUGUUGUGCUGUAUAACUCUUUUUUUCCUCUUUAGGCACGUGUUACUGUUUGUAAUGUUUAAGAUAUGAAUUUCAUUUUUUUGUUAUAAUGUGAAUAAAUUGCAUCCUUCUUUUCUGUCCA
This is a messenger RNA of Chanos chanos (milkfish), 7520 nucleotides long. RefSeq names its product shroom family member 1 (gene shroom1). Bases 553 to 4983 code for a protein of 1476 amino acids. Gene Ontology annotation, cellular component: adherens junction; cortical actin cytoskeleton; apical junction complex. Gene Ontology annotation, molecular function: actin filament binding. Gene Ontology annotation, biological process: actin filament organization. NCBI's taxonomy places the organism in Eukaryota, Metazoa, Chordata, Actinopteri, Gonorynchiformes, Chanidae. The record is from RefSeq and is a predicted model, not a curated record. The transcript is spliced from 10 exons.